GCUCUUCUUUGGAGCUGUUCUUUGAGAAGGUCAGCAAAAAUGGCGGACGAAGGUGGAGAUAUGGACGUAGAUCAACCCGCUCAGGCAUCCACUGCAGCCCCUGCUACCAAGAAACGCUUUGAAGUAAAGAAGUGGAACGCUGUUGCUCUAUGGGCUUGGGAUAUUGUAGUCGAUAAUUGCGCUAUUUGUAGAAAUCACAUCAUGGACUUGUGUAUUGAAUGUCAAGCAAAUCAAGCAUCAGCCACAAGUGAAGAGUGCACAGUAGCCUGGGGCGUAUGUAAUCAUGCUUUUCAUUUUCACUGCAUUUCAAGAUGGCUUAAAACAAGACAAGUUUGUCCUUUAGACAACAGAGAAUGGGAGUUCCAAAAGUAUGGUCGUUGAAACUUUAAAAUGAAAGUUGAAGCUGUUGUAAAGUAUUAAUAUGUACAACUUUUAUGUUCAUGUGAAAUAAAUUUUUUUCGUGACUGUUAAACCUUAAA
Molecule: messenger RNA, 479 nt
Organism: Actinia tenebrosa (Australian red waratah sea anemone)
Lineage: Eukaryota; Metazoa; Cnidaria; Anthozoa; Actiniaria; Actiniidae
Product: E3 ubiquitin-protein ligase RBX1
Molecular function (GO): zinc ion binding
Source: RefSeq, a predicted model, not a curated record